Messenger RNA from Erinaceus europaeus (western European hedgehog), 2059 nucleotides. RefSeq names its product F-box protein 7 (gene FBXO7). The transcript is spliced from 9 exons. Gene Ontology annotation, molecular function: protein kinase binding. Gene Ontology annotation, biological process: positive regulation of autophagy of mitochondrion; autophagy of mitochondrion. The record is from RefSeq and is a predicted model, not a curated record. Bases 212 to 1768 code for a protein of 518 amino acids. Lineage: Eukaryota; Metazoa; Chordata; Mammalia; Eulipotyphla; Erinaceidae.
AGAAGGGCGGAGCGCUCCUGCCACCGGAGAACGGCCGGCUGGGUGGCCCGCGGCUGGGCGGCCUUCACCCCUAUAAAUCUCAGCAUAUAUCCCCUUCUCCAGCUGCCGUAGGUGCAGCUUCGGUAUCGCUGCCGCUGGAGACGGGAGUUCCUCGGCUGCCCUGUCGUCUCCAUCUCGGGCUUCCAGGUCCGGGGCUCCUCCUGCCGCCGCCAUGAAGUUGCGGGUCCGGCUUCAGAAGCGGACGUGGCCGCUGGAGGUUCCGGGAUCCGAGCCGACGCUGGGGCAGCUGCGCGCGCAACUGAGCCAGGUCCUGCUGCGGGGCUGCGGCUACAGUUCUGAUACCCGGUUUGCAAUUACAUUGAACAACAAAGAUGCCCUCACUGGAGAUGAAGAAACCUUGGCUUCAUAUGGGAUUGUUUCUGGGGACUUAAUAUGUUUGGUUCUUGAAGAUGCCAUUCCAGAACCUAACUUACCUUCAUCCACAGAUUCAGAGCAUUCCUCACACCAGAAUAAUGGCCAACCUUCUUUGGCCACCAGCUCCAGUCAGUCCAGCAUACAGAAUGAACAGCCAACUGAUUCAGUUCAAGGACAGGCAGCCCAAUCCAAUGUCUGGAAUGAUGACACUGUGGCAAGCACUAGUCAAAAUUUUGAAUCUGAAUCAAUUCAAGAUGUUAUGGAUAUGGAAGAGGGAGCAGGUUUUUGCCCCUCAGAACCAAUGCUCUGCAGCGAGUCGAUGGAUGGGCAAGUGCCACAUUCUCUAGAGGUCUUGUAUCUAUCAGCUGACUCUCCUAACUCCAAUGAUGCCUUAAUCAUAUUGAUACAUCUUCUCAUGUUGGAAUCUGGAUACAUACCUCAGGGAACUGAAGCCAAAACUGUCUGCAUGCCAGAGAACUGGAAGUCUGGUGGUGUGUACAAGCUGCUGUACACACAUCCUCUCUGUGAGGGGGGCUCUGCUGCUCUCACCUGUGUGCCUUUGGGAAACCUAAUUGUCAUAAAUGCUACACUAAAAAUCAGUAAUGAGAUUAGAAGUGUGAAAAAAUUGCAGCUGCUGCCAGAAUCUUUUAUUUGCAAAGAAGAAUCAGCUAUUCUAGGGGAAAAUGUAGCAAAGAUCUACAAAGAUCUCCCGAAGCUUUCUCGUCUCUUCAAAGACCAAUUGGUGUAUCCUCUUCUGGCUUUUACUCGACAAGCACUGAACCUUCCAGAUAUAUUUGGGCUACUUGUCCUUCCAUUGGAGUUGAAACUACGAAUCUUCCGACUUUUGGAUAUCCGCUCUGUCCUGUCUUUGUCUGCAGUUUGUCAUGACCUCUUUAUUGCUUCAAAUGACCAACUCCUGUGGAGAUGUUUAUAUCUGCGAGAUUUUCGAGAUGGCACUGUCAGAAGUCGAGACACAGACUGGAAAGAGCUGUAUAAGAAGAGGCACAAACAGAAAAAAGAAGCUCAGAGAGGACGAUUUGUGAUGCUACCCCACCCCAUUCCUUUUUACCCCAACCCCUUGAGCCCUAGGCCAUUUCCCCCUAGCAGUCUUCUUCCUCCAGGAAUUAUUGGUGGUGAAUAUGAUGAAAGACUAACACUUCCUUUUGUUGGGGAUCCACUCAAUUCACUCAUACCUGGCCGUGGGGAGACGCCUCUACUCAGACCACGUUUUUACCCAACUGGCCCACUUCCAGAACCUAACCCCUUCCUGCCAGGGCGAGGUGGACCCAGUGACAGAUUUCCUUUAAGACCCGGUAGGGGUCGGUCAACUGACAGCAGGCAACCAUUCAUAUGAUUGAUUUGUGAUCUCACUUUUGGAGCUUGUUUUGCUAUUUUUUUUUUCUUCCAUUCUGAAACUACAGAUGUCAUCUCAGUAGGGCACUGACCUCUAAAGUUCUUUGAUUAUGAUGGUGAGAAACAUAAUCACAGAAACCUCUCAGUAAAGCUCCAGGGAUGGUUUGACCCCUGAGUUCACUGCAUGACAAGGUUGCUACUGACUCCCUCACCCCCUCUGAAUUCCCAUUUAGAAUGAAGGUUAUUCACUGAUAAUGUUAUAACCAGAUUAAAAGCAGAAAAGUUUAAAUUA